UGCGCGCACGUCGCCCCGGGCCGCAACGUUAUCUGAUGCGGAGUGUGGGGGCAGCGUGGCGAGUGUGUCCUGUUCACCGAACGAGCUGGUGUCAAGAAGUAGUAUUCUGGGGGCAGAUUGACAGCUGGAGGCACGGACAUCUCCCACCUGAACAUAUAAGUUCAUCCACCAAGCCAUCAUGAAACAGCUACCACCCAGCACCAUUCGACUUCUUUCAAGCUCUCAGUCAGUAUCCUCUGUUGUUAAUGUUGUGAAGGAACUUGUGGAGAAUUCAUUGGAUGCGAAUGCAACAAGCAUCGAGGUCAAAUUAGAGAACAAUGGAUUUGACAGGAUCGAAGUGAGAGAUAACGGUGAUGGAAUCAAAGCUGUCGAUACCCCUGUCAUGGGACUGAAGCAUUACACAUCUAAAAUUACUCAUCACGAGGACCUGGAGGCUCUAGAAACAUAUGGGUUUCGUGGUGAAGCUUUGGCUUCUAUCUGUGCUGUGUCUGAGGUUAUUAUCACCACUAAGACCACUGUUGAUGAAGUGAGCACGCAGUAUACUUUGGACAGUGCCGGACAUAUCAUUUCACAGAAGCCUUCUCACAUGGGACAAGGAACGACUGUGACUGUACUCAAACUUUUUAAGAAUAUCCCUGUGAGAAAGCAGUUUUACUCAACAGUCAAAAAAUGCAAAGAUGAGCUGAGAAAAGUUCAUGACCUCCUAAUGGCAUAUGGCAUAAUAAAACCAGAUGUUCGGAUUAUUUUCACACACAAUAAGGCAGUUGUAUGGCAAAAAGCCAAGGUGUCGGAUCACAAAAUGGCCCUGUUAACAGUUCUGGGAACUGCUGUGAUGGUCAGCAUGGUACCCAUCCAACAUCAUGAGCAAGAACCUGAGAUUUUCCUUAGUGGAUUUCUUCCCAAACCUGGAUCUAAUCCUUCUUCGAUGAGUCUCACAAGCCCUGACAGAAGUUUUAUCUCUGUGAACUCCAGACCUGUUCAUCACAAGGAAAUAUUAAAAUUAGUCCGACAGUAUUACAGCUCUCAGUGCCAGAAGGAUUCUUCCCAUGCUCGUUAUCCAAUUUUCUUCUUAAAUAUCUUGGUUCCAGCCUCAGUUAUAGAUGUCAAUUUAACACCAGAUAAGACUCAAAUAAUGUUUCAAAACAAGGAAGCCAUCUUAUUUGUAAUUGAGAAGGUGUUGAUUUCAGUUUAUGGGCAACUUCCUCAACCUGAUAAACCAUCCCCUGAAUGUUUACCAGAAACUGGACUUGGUGGAAGUGGCGAAGUAAAUGACACUGGUACCUCAACAACGAGAGAAGCUUCCCUGGUCGCUGACACUGUAAAAGCUUGUGCUGAAAACAUCACUUUUCCUAACAAUACCACCUUUGAGGUGGCGGUUGAUGAACAGGAGAGUUCUGACAGAAACAUAGCUGAGACCAAGUCCAAGGAGCCACCUCCUGCUGAGAAUGUGCAGUCAACUUUUGUGCCAGAAUUUGAUGUGGCAUUGGCAUUAGAUGAUGACUGCAUUCUUUCCAAAAGUCAACCUGAUACUAACAAUGAAAGUGCUGGUCAUUUGCCCCCAGUACCAGUGACGUUAAGCGAAGAGAUCACCACUGCAAAGGAUUCCAGUGAACUAACUGCUGAUGAUUGGAGUAAGGGUGUGAUGAAAGAUUCCAUGGAGCAAGCACUUGCACCUGUAAAGCUUUUGAUACCCAACAGCGCAUCUAGUCAAGAUCAAAUAGCCUGUGAUGAAACAAAGCAACACAGCCCAACCAAUAGUAAUUCAAACAACCACUCGACUACAAAUUCUUCUAAUGUGGUGCAGGAUAAAAUUGGUCAGAUCACAUUAUAUGACUUGAUCAGCAAUCGCACUGUCAAAAAGUCUCUGCCAGCCUCUGCCCUUUUCAUGCAAGAAGUUCGACCCAAACUGUUAGCAGAGAACCCAAAAGCUAAUCUGCAAGAUGUUAGCAUGAAACUUGAAGAGAUGUGGAAAAAUCUGAAUGAGGAUGAGAAAAAGAAGUUCGAGCACAAAGCAGCAAAGGACCUGAACAGAUACAAUUUACAGUUGAAGAAAGCCAUGAACGAAAAUCCUCCUCACAGUGAAGUGAAACAGCCAAAAUUGGCCCAAUCAUCUAAAGUUACUAUGAUGCACAGACAAAAUGCACCACUUUCAAAUCAGCAAAUAUUGGAUAAACUUUUUCAGUCACAAAUCCAUAACAAAACCAGUUUGGAAAAUCCUUGUAAAGUGAUUGAUGUUCCAUUUUCUUUAAGUGUUUUAAAAAAACAACUUGAGCAACUUUCCAAAAAUAAUGAAACAGGUGGUGAAAGACUUCAUCUCAUUAAUUCCUUGACUUCCCCGAAUGGAUGGGUUGUUGCCUCUGAAAGGAAGCUGAUGUUACUAAACCCUUUUCGAGUGGAGGAGGCUCUGCUGUUUAAAAGACUGAUGGAGAAUCAUAUUUUUCCAACAGAAAUCCUUGAUACACCAAUAUCGCUAACUAGCAGCCAGCUUGGAGGACCCCAGUAUGUAGAUUGCCUCUAUAAUAUGCAAAAAGAAAAUUUUGCUAUGAAUAGGGUAAUUUAUCUUACAGAUCCCAGACUUGUCUGUAAUGGGUUCAAGGUACAACUAAUCACAGGUAACUCAACAGGAGAGCAUCAUUUGGAAAUUCAAGAAAUGACUCAGUGUUUACCUUUCUACGGUAUAUCAGAUUUACAAGAGAUUCUGAUUGCAAUUGUAAAUAAAAAUGCUCAGCAUGUGCACCAAUGCAGACCUUUAAAGAUUGUAAAUUAUUUGGAGGGAGAGGCUGUUCGCCUGGCUCGACAGUUGCCGCUCAGAUUUUCAAGGGAAGACAUAGAAGAUACAUUGUUAAGAAUGCAGCAACAACUGGGAAAAGACUGUAGCAGUUGCAUUCAUGGUCGUCCAUUUUUGCAUCAUUUAGCAAGCAUUCCAGAAAUGAACUGAUCAGACAUAACAUUUAGCAUUAUGCAACACAAUUGUUGCAACUGAGAAUAAAAUAAGGACAUGCAGCAAUAAUAAUUUUUCAGUCCAAGCAAAAAAAUAUUAUGGAAACAUAUGAUCCUGAUGUCUUGAAUCUGAAUUCUUGAAUUCAAUAAAUACUGUGAAUAUUCCAUUUUCUAAAACCAAUUAGUUUCAGGAAAAGAUGAAUUCUGUCUGAAAUUGUACUGUUUUCUGAACAUGGUACUCUGUGGUAAAAUACAACACAUAUAUCUGAUAGAAUGCCCUACGCUUAAAGCAUAUUUCCAGAAUGUUGUUUGAACUAUGGAACAUAAGAUAAUUAAGUAAGCAGUAUCAGCAGGUCCAUAUUUCAAUCCUUGUGUCUUUGCUUUCUCACAGACAAUAAAAGUUGAAGAAUUUAUCCCUUCUUUCUUCCUUCUCAUUUUACCUUGCUCAAUGGAAAAAAUGAACACCCCCAUCUUUUCCUGAAUCACAUUGCUCCGAAUGAGCAACUGAUUUAAGAACAAGAGUGUCCUGGACCAGUUUGCUUGUCUGUCACUCUUCUACAUGUGAGAAGUCAGUGAGCAAGCUGAAAUCAGAAAUUCAAUAAUAGAGAAUUUUUAGCCUGCCUAGACUAUGGAUUAUUAAAAGAGAAGGAAUGUUGUAUUUUGCACAUUUAUAAAUAAAAUAUUAUUUCUACUGUUUUAAAAAUCUGAAUAAUUUUAAUCAAUAAUUGAGACCUUUGUUAAAAAAUUAUAUUAUUUCCUUGAUUGCAUGAAUACAGAACAGAAGGGGGAUCUUUGUUUAGUUAUAUUCUAGUCUAUUUUUCAUGUUUCUUCAUUAAUAGAUGUUUGUAACUGAAAUGGUUUAUCAUUACAUCCGAAGCCAAAGCAGAAGGGGAAAAAUACUUCAGCAGGUUGGGCAGUAUCUCUGGAGACAGAAAUUAGAUUUUGUUGUAGGUUUUAAUGAAUGGUCAUUAAACUCCGCCAUUAACCCAGUUACAAGCUGACCCUUCCCAGCAUUUUUCAUUUCUAUUUCUAAUAUCCAUGUUGUUUUGGAUUUUACCCUUAUCCCUGAAAUAAUUACUUUGGUACCUUUUGGAUGCAGCUUCAUGACUUAGCUUAAGGAAUGCACCCUGCAACAAAUGCAACCUGCAUUGUAUCCUCCCAAAUAAAGCGGAAAAUUCAUUGUUAAUACAUCUGCGUUAUAAGGGAAAUGUUCUGUCACAAGCAAUGAAGGUUCUAUUAAGAUAUGUCCAUCAUAAUUUACGUAAGUUUUUGAUAAUACCUCAGCAACACCCAGUGUUUGUGGUUCUUGACAUCCCUCUAAGUGAAUCACUGCAAAAUGACAUAAGAUAAUGGAGCAGAAUUAGGCCAUUUGACCCAUUGAGCCUGCUGCACAAUUUCAUCAUGGCUGAUCAAUCAGCCCCAAUCUCCUGCCUUUUCCCCAUAUCCCUUCCUGGCCUGACUAACCAAUAAUCCAUCGACCUCUGCCUUAAAUAUACCCAAUCAUUUGGUCUCCACAGCAGCCCGUGACAGCGAAUUCCAGAGAUUCACUCUUUUCUGGCUAAAGAAAUUCCUCCUCAUCUCCGUUCUAAAAGGACACUCUAUUUUAAGGCUGUGUCCACUAGUCGUAGACACUCCCACCAUAGGAAACAUCCUCUCUACAUCCAUUCUAUUGAGGCCUUUCAAUAUUCGAUAGGCUUUAAUGAAGUUACCCCUCAUUCCUCUGAAUUCCAGUGAGUACAGGCCUAGAGCCAUCAAAUGCUCUUCAUAUGACAAACCUUUCAGUCCUAGAAUCAUUUUCAUGAACCCCCUCCUUUGAACCCUCUCCAAUGUCAGCACUUGCUUUCUUGGAUAAGGGGCCAAAAACUGCUCAUUACACCCUUGCUUUUAUAUUGUAUAGUCCCCUCAAAAUGAAUGAUAAAGUUUGUCAAAAACACACAAAUGUUUUAAGAGAGGAGACAUCAUUAUUACAGAUGCUCCUACUUCAUUUUGUGUCAUCUACAUUCUUGGAGGUAAUAACAAAUUUACAUAUUUCUGAAUAUGUAUUUGAUACUUCUAAGGACUAUUCAGAACUAAAAUUGGAGAUAUUGUCUUCCCCAAGUCUUUCACAUAAAAUUGUGCAUUUAUACCUGUAUGACUGGAAUGUGUCAUUUUGGCAAAUGAGCUAUGACCUUCAAACUUGUAUUUCUUGUUUAC
This is a messenger RNA of Hypanus sabinus (Atlantic stingray), 5133 nucleotides long. RefSeq names its product PMS1 homolog 1, mismatch repair system component (gene pms1). Gene Ontology annotation, biological process: mismatch repair. The record is from RefSeq and is a predicted model, not a curated record. The coding region runs from base 179 to 2938 and encodes 919 amino acids. Gene Ontology annotation, molecular function: ATP-dependent DNA damage sensor activity; mismatched DNA binding; ATP hydrolysis activity. Lineage: Eukaryota; Metazoa; Chordata; Chondrichthyes; Myliobatiformes; Dasyatidae. The transcript is spliced from 13 exons. Gene Ontology annotation, cellular component: MutLalpha complex.